GGCCUUAUUGGAUUAUAGAAGCCAAGCAGGGGGUGAGGACCCUCGGCUCUUCGGGGUGCUCGCAUUGCGAGGGUGGACGCCGCGGGGCCUACAACCUGCCAGCCUGCCAGACGUCUUAAUUAGAGCAGCUUGAAAACACUUGGAUUCAGCUAGAGGCGAUACUCAGGAGCUUCGAGGAGUUCUCAUCUCGUGGCAGCAAGGAGAUCUAUAGGUGCGAUCAUCCAUCCUGGUGCUACAUCCUGGACCAGGAAGCUGUUCUCACGCAGUGAUAAAACAAAAAAUCAACUAUGGAUGACUAUGGCAGACAGGCUGGUCCCAGGCGGUCCAGAGAGGAUGAAUUCAACGGACGGGAUCCUUACGGUGGUGGAGGGGGUGGUGCUGGUGGCGGAGGUGGACCAGGUACUCUUCAGAGGCUGGACAGCAUUCAAGAUCCGGGAAAGAGGUAUACUCUGAAGGAGUGCAUCGGAUCCGGAGUCUGUGGAGACGUUUACGAAGCGGUUGAUCAGCAGGCCGGGAACAAGCGAGUAGCCGUGAAGAUCCAGAAGCUGACACCGUAUAGUCAAUCCGUCAUCGUCGAGGAGUACAGAGUUCUCAGGGACUUUGCCGGGCAUCCGAAUCUUCCGGAUUUUUAUGGAAUUUACAGAAAACGUUCUGGAAAGAAAACAGAUUUCGAUCAGAUAUGGUUCAUCAUGGAGCUGUGCGAAGGUGGCCCUGUCAUGGACCUGGUGCGAGGACUCGCAGCAUCCGACCGGAAGUUGCGCGAAGAGCACAUAGCUUAUAUCCUGAAAGAAGUGGUCAAGGCGCUGGUCCAUCUUCAUGAGAACAACGUCAUCCACCGUGACAUACGUGGGAGUAAUAUUCUGUUGACGAAGGAGGGUGAGAUCAAGCUGGUCGACUUUGGUCUCUCAAGGAUGAUCAAGGGUGAGAUGGGCAAGAGGAAGACCUGCAUCGGAUCUCCAUGCUGGAUGGCACCGGAAGUCGUCACGAGCAAAAACGAUCCUGAAACUGGUUAUGGAAGUAGAGCGGAUGUCUGGGCGAUAGGAAUUACAGCGAUUGAAUUGGCUGAUGGAAAACCACCCUUUCAGGAUAUGCACCCUACUAGAGCCUUGUUCCAAAUUCUCAGAAAUCCACCACCAGGUCUCUACAGACCUGCCAACUGGUCCCAGAACUUCAACGACUUCAUAUCUGAAUGUCUUGAAAAGAAUCCGGAUAACAGACCCUUCAUGGCGGAAAUCAUAGAACAUCCAUUUCUGUCAGAACUGCCAGAAAAUGAUUAUACGCUCACUCAGGAGAUCAAGUCGUUAGCCAUGAACAUGAGCGCUAAGGGAAAGGUCGAUAGAAAACCAGAAGUCAUCGUUCGCAAAGGCUUCCUGAAGUCGCAUCAAACGGCACCACCCGAGCCGAUGUUUGUGGAAGACUUGGCAGCGCUCGAGCAUCUUUCCGAAGAUGCGAUUCUAGAUGAGUUACACGAGAGACUGAAACAGGGCUGCUUCCAGAGUUUCAUCGGAGACGUUCUUCUAAUUCUAAAUCCUAACGAGGAUCAGGACAUCUAUGGACCGCACUUUCACACAAAAUAUCAAUGCAAAUCUCGAUCGGACAAUGCACCUCAUAUCUAUACAGUGGCAGACAGCGCAUUUCAAGAUGUGCUGCACAACGAGGAACCUCAGCACAUUCUUCUCGCAGGUGAAAGUAAUUCUGGAAAAACAACCAACAUGCUGCAUGUCAUAAGGCAUCUUCUCUAUCUUGGAAAGGGUUUGCAAGACACUGGAGUGAGAGUGAUGAAGGCCAUUAAAAUACUCCAUGCGUUUAGCCACGCCGCGACGCCGUUGAAUCCAAACUCGACCAGAUGCGUCUUGCAGACACAAACCACCUUUGGUUCAACUGGGAAAGCAUCGGGCGCCAUUUUCUGGUUGUACCAGCUAGAAAAGUGGAGAGUUUCUACGAGAGAUAGAAAUCAGUCGAACUUCCAUAUCUUUUACUACUUGUACGAUGGCUUGGAUGCCAAGGGGAAGUUGCGAGAUUACUCCUUGACGAUAGGAAGGAAACUUCGCUACUUGAGAAUCGGAGAUAAGAGCACCGGAAGUAAACGCUCGUUCAAAGUGAGAAACGAUCCUUAUGGGAAUUCCGCUAAAUUUGCAGAACUUAAAGAGGAUCUGAAAAUAAUGGAAAUGGAAAGUUUAAUGGAUACAAUGUGGAAGAUCCUAGCGGCCAUUUUGAUCCUCGGUGAAGUCAAGUUUGCUGAAGGGAAUAACGGCGAGGCUGAAAUCGACAAUAUAGAUAUUGCCAAUAAAGUUGCUGAUCUUCUGAGUGUGGAUCAUAAAAAAUUUACCUGGUCACUCAUAAACUAUUGCUUGAUUAAAAAAGGCUCCGCCGUUAGAAGAAGACACACUUGCGAAGAAGCAAAGGAAGCCAGGGACGUUCUGGCGAAUACGAUUUAUCAGCGACUCGUGGACUGGCUCGUCAACAACAUCAAUCUUAAACUCAUGACCACCCGUACUCUUUUCGGUGACAAAUUCAGCAUCAGCGUUCUGGAUCUUUAUGGAUUCGAAUGCUUCUCUGUCAACAGAAUAGAACAAUUAGUAAUAAACACAAUGAACGAACAACUUCAGUGUCAUUAUAACCAAAGAGUCUUUGCUUGGGAAAUGCAAGAGCAAGAAGAGGAUGAGAUCCCGGUACAGCAGCUACAUUUCUAUGACAAUAAAGAAGCCAUCGAUCAGCUUAUGGGCAGAAAUAACGGACUGUUUCAUAUAAUUGAUGAUGCCUCCAGACAGAUGCAGGACGCUCAAUACAUCCUGGAGAAUAUCAAAAAGUCCUCCAAAGGACUCCACGUGAAACCUGUGAGCUCGCACGAGUUCACCGUUGCUCAUUACACCGGGAAGCUCGUCUACGAGGCCAAUGAGAUUGCUGAGAAGAACAGAGACUUUCUGCCGCCGGAAAUGAUCGAGACCAUGAGACUCUCGAAAAACGAUGCAGUCACAGAGAUGUUCUUUAACCAGUUGACAAAAUCCGGGAAUCUGACGGUCGUAGUGGAGGAGCCGAAAGUUCCUGAGAAAAAAACAGUCAAGAGUAAAUGGAGUGCAGUUAUGCAGGACAAUACUAAGCUACGGAAAUUUAAUACCGCGUCGAGAGGACAAUUCUCGCAAACUCGUAAAAUGCGAACCUGCGCCGCUGUCUUCCGGUCAACCAGUCUGGAGAUUCUGAAGAAUCUUUCGAUAGGAGGCGGAAGUGGUGGUACCCACUUCGUCAGGUGUAUACGAGCAGACCUGGAGGGUAUACCACAAGGGUUCUACAGGGACGUUGUAAGACAGCAAAUCAGAGCCCUGGCAGUCCUGGAUACUGCUAAGGCCAGACAACGUGGCUAUCCACACAGAAUUCCAUUUCAAGAAUUCAUCAGAAGAUAUAAAUUCCUGGCAUUUGAUUUCGAUGAGAACGUGGAAAUGACUAAGGACAACUGCAGACUACUUCUGAUCAGAUUAAAGAUGGAAGGUUGGAUAAUUGGCAAGACCAAAGUCUUCCUCAAAUAUUACAACGAGGAGUACCUGUCCCGUUUAUAUGAGACCCAGGUGAAAAAAAUCGUAAAGGUCCAGUGCAUGAUGCGCGCGUUCCUCGCUAGAAAAACAAUGGCGACAAAGGCGACCAAAGGGAAGAAGGAAGUCGUGAAGAAAGCGUCGAUAAGCAAGAACCCGAGCCAGGAAAUGACGCAAGAAGAAGCUGCGCUAGCGAUACAGAAAGCGUACAGGGGUCAUGCUGUCAGGAAGGAAAUGGGUCCAGUCCUGAAGGGGGAGAUGGAUCAGGAGACGAAGGACUUCAUGAGGUUUUACAGCAGCAAAUGGCGGUCGAAGAGUAUAUUUCAAGUCCUCCUACAGUACCGUGCAGCCCGUUAUCAAGACCUCGUGCAAUUUUGCCAACAGGUUCAUCUGUACAAUCAGGCGACAGUGGGGGUACUUCGGAUGAACAUUGACCGUGUGCCCCUAGAGAGGGUUGAGCCAGGGAUAAAGGUUUCGUCCUAUCUGGGAAAUCGUCGGCCACCACAAGUACACAAACUGCCCUUUGACAUACGUCAAGAGAUGCCCUUCUUUGACACAAGCUUCAUGAAUGACCCCUCGAAGACUCAUAAAGGAACCGGAUCCAUAUCAUCGUUGACGUCUGACGACGAGCACGAGGCCUGGGAUGCGCCGUUACGCCGCCAAACCGUGCCCUGGGCCAACGCCAACGUCCACACCAGAGACGUCGAGGUUCAAACAACGAACUCUCCUCAUCGCGUAGCGAACGCACCGACCGCCGGAGGCCAGAGUCUGAUCAACACUCCGUUUUCCAGGGACCCCAAUGUCCCCGUGCGCUGUCCACCGGAAGACGUCCCCAGGUCUAAGUCAACUUCCGGAUUUUCACAGCAAGCCAGUAAUCGUAGCCCCGUGCGAACUAGUAACGCUCAUAAUCCUCGCUCAAACAAUUACGAUAAUUCCGGAUCGAUUCGCUCUAGAAAAAAGGUCCCACCGCCACCUAUUCCGUAUAAUCAAGCAGGAGCCAUAACGAGAGUUCAAAAUAGUUAUCAGCCUGAGAAUCGAGCCAACGAGUGGGAAUUCGAAGACAAACUGAACAGAAAUAGCAGCAGUAAUAGUCGAGUAAAUCCUAUUCAAGAAAUGCAGAUGAUGGCACGUCGUAACAACAACCAUCCAGAGUCAGAGGAUGAGCCACCGUUCAACUUCCAGGCAAUGCUACGAAAGACACAGCAUCCUCGUGCCUCCAUGAAGCGUACCCCAGUCUAUGAGAGUUACGGAGGAUACUCGGGUCGCGACGACGUCUACGAGUCGAACGUCGUCUACAGGAGCAGUGGAAGUCGGCGAGACUCACCGGAAUGGAGUCCCAACGAGAUGGUCAGGAUGUCCGAGAAAUAUGGUAGGGAAGGAGCCUGGGGUCAGAAAGAACGUGAAAAUGUCUUGGACUACGCCGAGAGUAUCACGACUGAGCUUGCACCUGGAAUCGUGGUGGAAGGUUACGUAGCGGAUUUGUAAAUCCCUUGAGAAGUCAAAGGAUCCACACAACAAAAUUUAAAAAAAGCAAUAUCACCAAGCGAAAGAGGAAUUGGAAACUAAAAUAUAUAGACAGGAUAUCUUCCUAACCGCUCAGCACAGCUAGGAGAUUAUUAAAGGUAUAAUAAAGAAAACGGAACAUAUACGCAACUGCCUAAUGGUAUUAAUGCUAUUACCUAAGUUCUAUUCCAUUCUUAUCACUCAGCCGCAUUGUCAGAUAGGUCAAAGCGUAAUAAUCAUUGUCCAACCAACCCUCUCUCUUACUCCCUCUGUAUUACAAUAUUUUGAUUGACAAUUAUUAUACUUUAUCGCGAUCAACGAUAUGUAUUGUUAAUAUUAAAAUGAUAAAUAAAUAAUUAAAUAUAUACAUUAAA
This is a messenger RNA of Cephus cinctus (wheat stem sawfly), 5404 nucleotides long. It is a transcript of the gene ninaC, whose product is annotated as neither inactivation nor afterpotential protein C. Bases 288 to 5012 code for a protein of 1574 amino acids. Gene Ontology annotation, biological process: protein phosphorylation. NCBI's taxonomy places the organism in Eukaryota, Metazoa, Arthropoda, Insecta, Hymenoptera, Cephidae. Gene Ontology annotation, molecular function: cytoskeletal motor activity; protein tyrosine kinase activity; protein binding. The transcript has 24 exons. The record is from RefSeq and is a predicted model, not a curated record. Gene Ontology annotation, cellular component: myosin complex.